Spizellomyces punctatus DAOM BR117 is the source of this 858-nucleotide messenger RNA. RefSeq lists its product as uncharacterized. The record is from RefSeq and is a predicted model, not a curated record. The coding region runs from base 1 to 858 and encodes 285 amino acids. Lineage: Eukaryota; Fungi; Chytridiomycota; Chytridiomycetes; Spizellomycetales; Spizellomycetaceae. The transcript has 2 exons.
AUGCAUGAUACACGUCCUAACCAAGAACAUUACUCGUUUGCCAACGCCCCUGUUCCGGACGAGAUACCCGAUGCCAGUUUGGCGUUCUUGAAGGCUUACACUGGAGAACAGAAUUUGAACGCGCUAAAGGAAAGAGUGUUUGAUAUUUGGAGGGAGAGCAGAGAAAGGCUGCAUGUGUACAAAUGCGUUCAAACUCUCAUGUUCCUAGAGCCACGCAUCACCAAACACUCUCUCUAUCCCACCAUUCUCCAAAGCUUCCAGCAAGCCCAAAAAUCUAACUUGCCACCUCCGCGCAUCCUUGAUGCGGGUUGCGCCUAUGGAACCGAUGUACGCGCACUCAUCCACCAUGGAGUUCCAGCGUCACAAAUCGCCGCCUCCGAUCUUCACGACGGCUACUGGAAACUAGGACAACGUCUGUACAAUGAUAGUGAGAGGAUUCAUGCGGUCAAGACGACAUUUGGAGACAUGGCUGUUCCAGCUGGAGCCGUCGGUGCAGUCGAGGCUUCGAGCAUUGAACCGCUAACGUAUAUCGCCGCGUCGGCAGUCUUGCAUGUUUUCUCCGCUGCGCAAUGUGAAGCAUUUUUAAGACGUAUCCUUUCGCUGCUCGAAUUUAAAGGGAUUUUUUUGGGAACAUGCGUUGGCGCCCUUCAGGAAGGUGAGUGGCGGCGCGGUCGCGCCAAUGAAGGGAAUGCGGGCUCCGUUGUACGGUAUCUCCACUCGGCAAAAUCGUUAAAAGCCUUGAUGGAACAAAUCGGGUUCGUGGACGUUAAAGUCGAAUCACACGGUCCCGAAGAUCCAACGGCUUCCGAUGAUCCCGUGAAAAAGAUUUGGAUAGAAUUCCAGGGAAAGAAACCUUGA